This is a messenger RNA of Gymnodraco acuticeps, 2910 nucleotides long. RefSeq names its product interferon-induced very large GTPase 1-like. The coding region runs from base 403 to 1527 and encodes 374 amino acids. The transcript has 2 exons. Lineage: Eukaryota; Metazoa; Chordata; Actinopteri; Perciformes; Bathydraconidae. The record is from RefSeq and is a predicted model, not a curated record.
UACUGCUACUGGUUGCGGUCAUCUGCAAAUGACAACUGACAGGGAGGAAUAGCAGGCAUUUAAGGCCUUUAGCAUGUGCAGCUAUUGGCUGCUGAGGGGUGACGCCCUCAUAUUUAAUGAGGGGGGAAGGGAGCCAUAGAGUGACGUGUAAGUGACUCGUGUUAGGUCUUCCUUAUUGAACUUGCGCUAAAGCUUUCAUCUGUCGGCAUCAUUACAGUUUGCUCACAGAUGGUGAAUGAAAAAAUGCAAAGAAAGAGUCAUUACCAUGAUACCUACAUCAAUGAGAUUUUAAAAAAGAUUGAUGAGAGCCUGUAAAACAAUCAGGAAGUUGGAACAGACAUCACUUUUGAAGUCUCUCUGAAACAGCACAUCUGUGCAGACGCAGCCAGAAGGUUUCAGAGAAUGCAUCAAGAUUUCAUCCAAAAGAAGGAUCCCUACAGAUGUCUGAACGAAAACAAAGGAAAGUUUCUUGCUGAUUUCAAAGAUGUGUUCCAUAAUGUAGACCAGUGCCAGAAGAAGGCAGAAGAAUUCACAGACCGAUGCUUGAAGCCUGCAGUCGAAGACUUUGUCAACCGUUCCCUGGGUCCUGAUAUCAUUGGUGAAAUGAGGACAAGUGAGCAGUUCAGCACAAGAAUGUCCUUCCAGUAUUCAGUUUUACUGGAUCUGCUCUCAGAGGAUACAUUUGAAAAGUAUCAGAGCUUUAUUUCCUCUUAUGAGAAUUAUGUGAAGGAAUGGAUACUCAACAAAAUAUUGGAACGCUUCUCAAAUGGGUCUACGGUGUUUGAGGAACAACAUCUCCAGUCAUGUGUCAACAGCAUGAAUAAUGCUAUCCAGAAAGCUAAAACAGAAAAGAGUGGCAACAUAAAGUCAUUUGUUGAAGUUAUCUGUCAGGAACUUGUUGACAAACUGGUCAUUUCCCAGGAUGCUCUUGGGGCAUUCAUGACCCUGAACAAGGCCGACCAGGAACAGUUUGCUCACUGGCUCACUGAGUGUGUGACGGAGAUGGCACAAACUCUUAGAGAGAAGUUUAAGAAAACAGACAUCCAAACUAAACUACAGAGCCUUCAUGUGAAUCCUCAGGACGAGCUUUUCAACACACUGAUUGGAUGUGGUGAACAAUGUCCGUUCUGCAAAGCGCCCUGUGAGGCAGGAGGAACAGCCCACACUGAGCACUUCGCUUCACUUCAUCGACCACAGGCUCUGGGUCGAUACAGAUGGAGUAAUACCAACAAACUUUGCAUUGACAUAUGCUCUUCCCUAGUAAACAGUGACAUUUCUUUUCUCUGCAUUGAAAGGGAAUAUCAAUCGCACCCUUACAAGGGCUACAAAGAAAUGUAUCCGGACUGGAAAAUCCAAGCAGAUGCAAGCCUUCAGGCAUCAGACUACUGGAAAUAUGUAAUGGCAAAGUUCAAUGAUGAGUUUGCAGCAGCAUACGUUGCAAAGCCUGCUGAUAUUCCUGAAGCUUGGAAAGAAAUCACACCAGAGCAAGCAGAGGCAAGCCUCAAAGAGUCAUUUCUUGUCAUAUGAGAAACUACAAGCUCACAGAGGGUCACGUCCUCCUCAUUACAGUCAGCAUCCUCUCAUGGACAUUUAGAUUACACUUGAUUUAUAUGAAGAGAAGCACACAAAGUAACAUGCUGUUUAUGAGAUGGCAAGGUUGACCAAAUAUUUCAACAACUGACAAGGAAUUUGUAAACAAUUCAGUUUGAUUAAAUCAAACUUUGAAUCCUUCUUUUUUGGUUGUUAUUGUAGUAUCAAUUAAUCAAAUUUGAUUUGAUUGAGUGUUUUUAUUUCCGAUGCGAAAAUAUUUGCUUUUAUGUUUUUUUGUGGUUUCGUCAUAAACAUAUUAACAAUUUCAAUGUUUUAAAAUAUCAUUAAUUCUUCAUGUCAACAUGAAGAUUAUACAAUGUCUUUAUUUUUAUUUCAAAUAAGUAUCUGAUUCUUAUUAUUUACAUUUUUAUUGACUCAUUCAGAAUGGUUGUCUUUUCUUUUCUGAGCUGCAUCAAAAGCCACACAUUUAGAUGUUUAAAUCAGUGAAUGAAUCAUUGUGUUUUAGUGGUGGUACAGUCAACAUGUAAACAUGACAGAAAGUCUGUUGUAAUCAAGUUCAGUUUGACAUGUGACCGUUUCCCAGAGUUAGAAUAUAUUCUUAUUUUUGUUUCAUAUAUAUGUUUAACAGAUCAUUCAAUCUAAAUGUCAACAUGUAGAUUACACAUGCAGUUUCUUCUUACCUUUUUGAGUGCUAAAUGUCAUUUUCUUACCAAAAACCUGAAAUCUUUGUUUUUGUUCCAAUUAAGAAUUUAGUUAAAAAAUAUUUACAUUUUAAUGUUCAUGUUGUACUUUUUAUUCAAAAUGUGUUAUGCUAGUUUUCAUUUUGGGAUGCAUCAAAUGCCACAUUUUAACAUGUUUAAAUCAGUUAAAAGAUCAUUUAGUUCAUAUUUAGCAUGUCAACAAGUAGACAUGAUAAAAAACCUUUGAAUCAAGUUAAGGAUGAUAUGUGAUUGUUUUCCAGAAAGUUAUAUCUAUUAGAUUUUGUCAAUUUUUAAUGUUUUAAAUAUAUUCCAGUCUAAAUGUCAACAUGUAGGUUAUCCUUCAGGUUGUUUUUCUUACCUAAACAAGUAUGAUAUGUAACUUUCUUUGCUACAAAUCUGUAACAACUUUUUUUUCUUUCAACUAAGUACCUGAUAUUAUAUAUUUACAUUUAUUUAUCACUUAAAAGAUCAUUCAAUAUAAAAGUGCUAUUUUCGUUUUUUUUAGCAUCAUAUACAAUCUUUAUUUUACUCAGAAUUUCUAAUCUUUUGUUUCUGUGAAGUAUCUGAUUCUACAUAUUUACGUAAUAAAAAAUAGCAUUCAUUCUAUAUAUUGUUAACAUGUAUACUUUACUAUUUCAAUAAAGAGACCAAAUCUGCA